UCCUGUCUCUUACCUGCAGUCCCACAAUGCCCAGCGCCAGCCACGUCUUAAUCAUUGAAUGUUGACAACCUUAGUUAACUUAAAGAUGCACUGAUUUGAACACGCCAGACUGGAAUUUGCACGACCUGAGACGAAAGGAAAGAUGUCGAGGAGGAGUGGAAGUGUUGUGAAAAUUAUCAUCUACGUGGCGGUCGGAGUUUUAGGCCUGUACGGAUUUUAUUUAUACAGUGAUCUCCAGGGCCGACUGCAGCAAACUGAGAAAGAACUGAGCAAGUAUAGAUCACAGCACGAGUCGGUGUCGGCGCAGCUGCAGGUUGUAUUUGAACAUAAAAGCCGCCUUGAAAGAUCUCUAGAACAAGUGAAAACUGCUCACAAACAAGAAAAAGAAGAAAUUGAAGCCAAAAAAUAUGAAGCAGACCAGAAGCAUGCAAAGGAGCUCCAGGAGCUCCAGAAUAAGUUUGAUUCCACAAACCAACAACUUAGACUGUUGCAGGGUCAACAUGAAGACCUCCAGUCCCAGUACCAGAGACAACAAAGCGAGAGAACCAAGCAGGAGGAAGACCACAAACAGCUCACAGAGCAGCAUAAUCAGGAGUUCCAACAGCUGAGACAGGAGAAAGAUCUGGAAAUUGCACAGCUUAAAGACCAAAUAGCAGACUUGAAGAGAGAAAAAGAGAGAAUACAGCUGGCACUAUCGGCUGGUAAUCAACAGCAGAAUAAUUUACAGACCCAACUGCAGCAAGUGCAGGCAGACAAUAACAAGUUGCAGGCACAGGUUUAUCAGUUGCAGACUGAGAUACAAACCAAGAAUAACCUUACUGUAACCUUACAACGGCAAGUCUCUGAACAGCAGCAGCAAUUGCAGCAGCAACAACAGUUACAACAACAACUACAACAACAGUUGCAGCAAACCCAACAGCCACAAGCGGCACAACAACAAGCGGCACAGCAACAGCAGCAGCAAGGACAGCAGCAGCAGCAGCAACAACAACAACCAGGCAAUGUCCAGCAAGGUAUCAAUUCAUUUCAACUGAAUACUAACCAGCAACAACAGCAGCAGCAACUUGGCUUAAAUCAGCAACAGCAACCCGCUAACUUGAACCUGCAACAACAAUUUAACCAACAGCAACAAGGUUUUAACCAACAACAAGGUUUAAAUCAACAACAAGGUUUGAACCAACAACAACAGCAAGUGCCAGUUUUUAACCCAAAUCCUAUUUUUAAUCCACAGCAACCAGGAAUCAAUCAGCAGCCAGGUCAGGCUGCCCAACAACAGCAACAGCAGGGGGCGCUUCAGUUUGAUAGCAACCAAGCUAAUGCCUUCUUCAAUCAGCAAAGACUUGGAGGAAUGGGUGCUGCCAUGAGUCAAAUCACAAAGCCAGCCCAGCAAGUUCAAGGUCUGGGACAAGGUCAAGGUCUUGGGCAAGGUCAAGGCCAGAUGAGCUUUAAUAUGGGACAGAUGGGCGUAGAAAAGAAUCCAGUUGAGGUCAGAGAGCAGGUGCUUCCUCCAAAGUGGAAACAAGAAAAAGACCUGGAGCCGAAGGUUCGCAAACCCAAGUCCAGCUCACCAGGGCAAGAUAAAGAAGAGGAACCACAUAAGCCAGUGUUAAAAGCUCCUGGCCAGAUACCUCCAAGAAAGCCAGCAGGUGAAGACCAUGACAUUCCACAUAAGCAAGAUAGUGAUAAUCAAGAUAAGCCAAAGGAGACACAAGGGCAAGCAGGACAGGGAGUGGACUUUCCUGGACAAGUGGCUCCACCAGGUGGUGGGCACCAAGACAAAACUAAAGAAUCUAACCAAGGCAAUGAGGAGAAUAUAUUAGCAGCACCAGCAGACCAAGGAGAUAAUGAAAUAGACAGUGAUCUCUCAUUAAAACACCAGGAUAAAAUUGGUCGGGAGCCACUUCCCAAACCUGUGCUUCCAGUACCAAAUGAAGAUAGUCAACUUAAAAAUCUGAAUGAGGAAGCCAAAAAUGAGGCCAAAAAAGAGGGCCCCGUGCACCAGAUACUGGAGCCCCCACAGCGCCCUUAUGUUGAUUCCCCCAAAGAGGCCCCUGCUGGUCAGAUGGAUGUUCCUGGGGGACAUGAGGGAGAGGAUGGGGAGAAAAAUGAUAAAAAGGACGUCCUCCAUAAUGUGCCACCAGACCAGUUUGUAGACCUGCAUGAUCAGCAGGACCAGGGCCAUGACAUUGAUGGACAGAAAAAUGUGGAACAUCACGACCAUGAAGAUGUGGACCCAGACCAACGAGACUACCCUGACAAACUUGGGAAUGAGGACGGCGGGAAGGAAGAUGACGAUAAUUAGGUGCUGCUCAACUUUUAAAAAGUAGACAAAGUCAAACUAUGUUUGUUUUCUAUUUCAUGAUAACAUUGCAAAAUGUUAUUUUCAUUGUUGUUUUUCUGAUAGAAUGGUAAUUAGAAAGAAAGUGGGAGAUAUCCAGGCAAGAAUGGUUCAAAGUACAAUUUAUUUUAUUAUUUCUUUAUUUUUUGGAAAGGUGGCAUAUUAGCUUAAAAUUGCCCAUCCAAAAUUUAUUGAGAUCCUGUGCAACAGAAAGAGAUGUAUAAUUUUGGAAUAUUUGCAAACUUUUCAUGUUAAAAACAUGCAUAUAUACAAAGUAUUCACCUGUCUGUAUGCAGCAAAUUUAGAACUCUGAAAUUAUUGAACAAUUUUUACGAGGUAAGGUGCGAACAGUUUUCCAUAAAAACACCAAAGUUGUUUUGAGACAAGUCCCCAGGCAAUAGCUUUAAGAUGAUACUGUACGAUGAUGCUCUUAAUUCAUUUCUUGGAAGACAAAUUAUCACCUUUGUUAAGGUCUGCAAAAUGCUGGUAGACUAUUUCUGUCCUCUUAAAGGCUAUUGACAGGGCCACUCCAUGGGAAUUUCCUUCAAAAUAAAUUUUGUGGAUUAGGGAGUAAUUUUUCCUACUCUCAAAUUAUUGCUUGACCUGUUCCUGUACUUUGAAUCAAUACUUUCCUCCAUUUUUAAUUUAAAAUUGAUGUAUGUAAUGAUUGGCCAGUCAAAGUAACGACAUCUGUCUUCACCUGCAUUGCCUCGUUUUCACACAAGAAAAUGGCGGUGUGUUUUGUAUCGUGGUCCUGUGCUGGGUACCAUGCAUGCCAAAGGAGGCUGCAAAGAUGAUAAAGAUGCAAGGAACCUCUCAGAUAAACAGAUAAACUUUUAUAUAGAGAGUUUAAUUGGCUUGAGAGUCUGCAUUGGGAAAUAUAAGAAGCUUUACAGGCCAUAAAUUUGACUUUUUUUUUUUCUUACAAAUAUGUGGAGAGAACUUCUAGAAAUUCAUUUUGGUGGGAAAAAUCUCAUGGAGGGGCCCUUUAAAUUAACAGUCCAGUAUAAAUGUUACACUGAUAAUGACAGAGAAGAACUCAUCUUGGGUUCUAAAUCAUGUGGUGGGCUGAUAUGCAAUUCAUGCAUCAGCACCCUGGGUUUCAAAGACUUCAACUACUCUAUAAUCAACACACUGGUUAUAGGCUAUGAAAUGUUGUGUGUGUCUACUGAGUAUUAAAAAAGUCUGAAACUCGGGGUGUUUGGUUAUUUGAAAACUUUUCUCAUUGUAAAAUGUUGUCAGUUACCUGUUAUUUUGAAGUGUUAUACUGUUUGUAUAUUUUAAGUGUUUAUCCAAAGGUCAUUGUCUUUGCCCAGCAAACUUUUGUCAAUACUGUUAUUUUUUUUUUAUUUA
Messenger RNA from Lingula anatina, 3691 nucleotides. RefSeq lists its product as uncharacterized. NCBI's taxonomy places the organism in Eukaryota, Metazoa, Brachiopoda, Lingulata, Lingulida, Lingulidae. The record is from RefSeq and is a predicted model, not a curated record. Gene Ontology annotation, cellular component: Golgi apparatus; Golgi membrane.